AUGUCAAAAACACCUACAUGUACACCUGACAAAACAUAUAGUUUUACUCCUAAAGAAAUUACAACGCCUAAUAAAGAUUGUCCUGGUAUUUCCAGAACUGUUUUUACACAUGUCACCAAUCUACAUAGUUUGUUAUGUGAUUGGGAAAAAUUGAAAGAAAAGGGCACAAAAACCUGUAAGGGUGUAUCAGCUUUAAAGUUGUAUGAGUGCACUGACGAUUAUUACCCUCAUCAGUUGGAACCGUUAAUGAAUCUUCUUUUGGAAGCUUUAAAGGGACUCCAAAAUAUUGUAGACAGUGUCCACAUAAUUAACAGUCAGUUGCAAGCUCUGUCUCAACUGGAAAAGACAACAAUAGGAGUAAUAUUUACGUGGUCUGCUCAACGUAUUUCCACAGCAGUGAAUGACAUAUAUAAUGCUUUGUGUAAAGAAAUUAAGCUGAAGCAAACAAUUACAGAAAACCUUGCACAUUGUAGAAAUGAAAGCCUUAUAGAAGUUUAUGUUAGUGCGUGGGAAUUAGAAGCGUAUUACAGCACUGACAUGAGUGCUUACCUAUUUUCUGACAUUGGACUGUCUGGUGUUACCUAA
Leptosia nina is the source of this 585-nucleotide messenger RNA. Lineage: Eukaryota; Metazoa; Arthropoda; Insecta; Lepidoptera; Pieridae. The record is from the annotation of a GenBank genome assembly.